AGCCCAUUGGGCUCAUACCGCCUGACUCCGAAACACUCAUCCUUACUUACAUGUUUGCGACUUGAUGGCAUGCGAUGCCAGUCACUCUAUUAAUUACCGCGGAUAGGCAUGCGAUGCUGAUCCCUCGACUACUAGCGUGCUUGCUUGUGCAGACUUCUGCAAUAAGCAGAAUCUGGCGAGAGGAAAGAUACGCUGUGGGAGCUACAGACACGCAACCAGCCCUAGAUUCGCAUGAUGAGCAGGAGUCCAUAUUACGCGCCCAAGCCAUAGCAGACAUCCAGAACAACGCCCCGACCUCUGGUCACUCCAACAACCGCCUGGCCCUCCGCUCGCAGGACACGUUCUCGGCGUGUGGGGUGAACUGGGAGAACUACGAGCCCCUGCACUGGAAUAAGGCACCAGGUGCCACUCAAUACGCCGCGUGUGCUUCCGCGAGCGGCGACACGGGCACCAUGGGCAUCUGCCGGACCGACGGCGUCGGGCACGACAGCUGGCAAUAUUGCAGGGACGUGCCCGCGAUGAGGUGCGACGGCGUGGUCGGCCCCGGCGGGACUCCCGCGAAGCUCUUCUUCGUGCUCUGCAGGGACGUGGACCUCCCCAUGUCCACGUUCCACGAGGGGACCCUGAGCCAUGGUUCGGCGACCCUCCCCUCUGGCGCCAAGCCGCCCCCCGGCGCCCUCCUGCCCACGGCGGCGCCGAGCCCGAGCCCGACGCCGACGCCGAGCACCGCUCCGAGCACGGCGCCCACCCUCGCGCCCGCCUCGGCGGUGGUCCCGCCCGCCGCCGGGGCUGCGGGGCCCGAGCCCGUGCACACGACGCUGGCCGAAGGCGUGCCGGCGGGCGCGUCGUCGCUGGAGGUGACCUCCGCGGAGGGCCUUCACGUCGGCGACGAGCUCGAAAUCUCCGGCGGGGGCAACCAGGAGGUGGUCACCAUCAAGCAGAUCGACAUCGCCGUGUCCCCGUCCACGACUCUGCUGGUCCACCCCACGACGAAGAACUACCCAUCAGGCUCGAUCGUUACCAUAGUCGCUCAGCUGGCGGUCUCGGCGAUCCCGGCGCCGCCGGCGGUACCCGCGGGCGGCGAGGGCACGGCGUCCGUGAGGAACGACCCGCACGUGACCAACCUGAACGGCGAGAGCUUCGACAUCCGCAUGCCGUCGUCUGGCUGCACGCUGCUCCGGAUGCCCUACCGCGAGGAGGACCCGGAGGCGCUCGAGCUGAGCGCCAGUAUGGACACCGAUGGCGUGCGGGCGUGCGGGCUCUACGUCAAGGGGGUCACCCUGAGAGGCUCGCUGCUCGGCAACCAGGUCGUGCGAGUCCGCCCGUACACGCGCAACGCUGGCGGAUCCAACCAGGACCGGAUAAACACUUUACGUUUCGCAGACGAUGUACUACUCUACGCACCCAACCUUCGGCAGCUAACUUGUGUACUUCGCGGCGUACGACAUGAAAUGCGGAUUACUGAAUCACCUUGGCAAAUCAAGAUCCUCACAACUGCCAGUCGAAGAAAAGGAAGACCCAAUUCUAAUGUAAACGUCGACGGCCACAUCUUCAAAAUCCUGAACUCCGAGCAGAACACGAAAUACUUGGGAAGAAAGCUGACGCCCUACGAUUUUCAUGAAGUUGAGCUUCGGAACAGGAUUGCUCUAGGUUGAGGACGCUUCAAUCGGUUUCGAUGCGAGCUGACGAAGAAACGCUUCCAUCUCCACAGCAGGCUGAGGCUCUUCAACGGGACCAUCACACCUUCUGUGAUGUACGGAUGCUGCUCGUGGACCCUCAUGAAGGACAUGCCCAACGCCUUACGAAGAGUUCACAGGAGAAUGUUCCGACUCAUUAUUGGAGCUCCGCGACGCCGUCAGUCACACCAGCACGCCUGCGACGACUACGAAAACAACCACAGCGGCAAGGACGACGGGCUAGAACGAUGGGUGGAUUACAUCACGCGAACAACGCACGCGGCCACAUAACAUGCCAAACGCGCAGGAGUCGAAGAGUGUAAUGAUAUCUGUUUCAGAAGGAACUGGAGAUGGGCGAAGCGGAUUGCAAAUCAUUGCUGUGACCGAUGGACCCGCUUGUCAGCUUCAUGGGAGCCACGCAUCCACGACCCACGACUGGCAUACCGCCGGCAAGGUGGACAGCGUAAGCGCUGGCCAGAUGAGAUGACAAUAUUUGUACGCGCGGAGCAAAUUUUGCACAGUAGCGAUGACGACGGCAACGAUUGUAAACAACGGUAUAUGGUUACGACUUGCUGCGGACCGAUUUCAAUCGGAUGCAUUGGAAGUGAAAUUUGUUUUUGUAGUGGCCUCCGGCCAGUGCCGCCGAUCCGGGGGCGCUCCCGAUGCGAUCUGCUUGGUGGAAAGGGGA
Messenger RNA from Prorocentrum cordatum, 2364 nucleotides. The record is from the annotation of a GenBank genome assembly. NCBI's taxonomy places the organism in Eukaryota, Dinophyceae, Prorocentrales, Prorocentraceae.